AUGGCUGUGGACGUGGAGAGGAUCAUUCAGUGUAUCAAACAAGGGGAUCAGGACAGUGUCCAGACACAACUGCAUGGCUACAAUACUGAGUUUUCUGAGUGUUUCUUCUACAAUGUGGAAGAAAGGGAGAGGAGGAAGCAAGAGGAACUCGAAAGGUUUAGACAGAAUAAAGUGAGAGACUAUGUCCCGGACUCUGACUCAGACUUUGACUCGGAGGACUCUGAGGACCCUGACCUCAUACUCAGACGGAGGCUGGCGGCGGCAUUGAUUUGGUUCAUCAGGAUGCAGCUGCAGCCGGGGGUGCUGAGGGUUUGUCUGCGCACCCUGCGCAUCCUCUCUCGGGACAGGCAGGCCCUCGAACCCCUGGUCACCGACACAGCCCUCCUCACACUGGCCAGGCUCGGGGGCAUUACCUCCAUCCCUGAACCCCAGGAGGUGGACAGGGACAUAGAGCUCCACGUCUACGUCAACGAUGUGGACAUCUCUGCCAUAGAUGAGCAGAGCGAUGCUGAAUCCGGCCUCCACGCCAGCACUGAUGAUGUCACCGAUGCGGCUGAUUGUAGCGAGACUGACAUUCAAGCUGACGCCAGCUGUACCAGCUGGACCACUGAGCCGACCGCCUCCAAAGCCCAGGCUCAAAGCGACACUGACAGUCUUUCCAGUGACAAAGCCACUCCGUCCCACUGCGAAGGGGAGGUGGAGGAUACUGAGAGCCACAUGACAGAAGGUGACGCUAACAGAGAGGGUCAUGGCACACACGGUGUCAGCCAUCAAACUGAUGCCAGCAGCAGUGCUGAGACCAACGUUACCGAGACGUAUCCCGACCACGACUGCACAAGCGCAAGACACAACACUCACGGAGUACUCGCCCGAGGGAAGAGGGACACAGGAACAGAGAGAGGGGAAGAGGAGGACGAGGAGGAGGAUGACAGAGAUGUGUGGAGAAAAGAGGCCAUGAAAGCUCUGUGCAACAUCAUCUACAACAGCCAGAGGGCGCAGGAGAGAGCCAGCGCCUUGAGGUUGCUGUCAGGUUUAUCAGAGAAGCUGAAAGAGGGUACCCAGGCUCCAGAGCCCCCACGUGGCCAGUUUUAUGAACUGCGUCUUCUGUUCCUCCUAACAGCCCUAAGGCCGGAGUUAAGAGUACAACUCCAACAGGAAAGAGGAGUGACCAUGUUGACUACCGCUUUAGAGCAGUGUCUGGCAGUGCAGUGGGGCGAGGGAUAUGAGGUGCUCACCGACCCCACAGCGCCCCCGGUCUCCAAGGAGGCGUCACAGCAUGCCAUUGAGAUACUGAAGACCCUUUUCAACAUCACUUACAGCACCCACAGGCAGGACCCUGAUGAGGAAGAUGCUGCUAUCUACCGCCACCUAGUGGCAGUUUUACGACACUGCCUGCUGCUGCUCUGUGAUGGGGAGGAAAGGACAGAUGAACUGCAAGGGCACACCGUGAACGUGCUGUCGGCCCUGCCCUUGCAGUGCCUGGACGUGCUGCUGUCCGUCCGUCUGUCCAAGGGCUCGCAGGAGUGGGAGGGCAUCAAUAUGGACUGCGUGCACACCCUGCUGGUGUUCAUGGAGAGACGGCUGGAUAGGGGGCAGAAGCUGAAGGAGAAGCUCACUCCUGUCCUGAACCUGUUGACAGAGAGCUGCAGGGUCCACAGGGAGACGCGACAUUAUCUCCGACAGCAGAUCCUGCCCCCGCUGCGGGAUGUGGCCAACAGGCCGGAGCAGGGGUCCACGCUGAGGGGGCGUCUGGUUCGGCUGAUGACCCAUGUGGACACAGACGUCAAGCACUGUGCCGCUGAGCUGCUGUUUGUUCUGUGCAAGGAGAACGUGUCCAGGUUUGUGAAGUACACCGGGUACGGGAACGCGGCGGGGCUGCUGGCGGCCCGGGGGCUGCUGAGCGGCCGCUCGAGGGUGGGGGCCUCCGGCCGCCAGUACUCCAGCGACUCCGACUCCGACACCGAGGAGUACCGGCAGGCCAAGGGCCGCAUCAACCCCGUGACGGGCCGGGUGGAGGAGGAGCAGCCCGACCCCAUGGAGGGCAUGACAGAGGAGGAGAAGGAGGCGGAGGCCCGCAAGCUCAUCAACAUGUUCAACAGGCUCUCACGGGACAACAUUAUUCAGCCCAUGUCAGUAACUGCAGAUGGAAGACUAGCGCCACUCUCUGGGAAAUUGAGGAAUUGCACCGUGGCAGAGGAAAGGGAAUCUGAGGAAGAGAGCGAGGAUGAAGUUGAUUAG
Molecule: messenger RNA, 2238 nt
Organism: Megalops cyprinoides (Indo-Pacific tarpon)
Lineage: Eukaryota; Metazoa; Chordata; Actinopteri; Elopiformes; Megalopidae
Product: synembryn-A
Exons: 13
Coding region: 1-2238 (745 amino acids)
Biological process (GO): G protein-coupled receptor signaling pathway
Cellular component (GO): plasma membrane; cytoplasm
Molecular function (GO): guanyl-nucleotide exchange factor activity; G-protein alpha-subunit binding
Source: RefSeq, a predicted model, not a curated record